GAGUUUUGCGGUAUAUCGUAGAGAAGAUGGAAGCAGGGUUGUCCCAAGAAGAUGGCACGGAGAGAGAGAUCAUAAUUGGAGAGAAUUCCCAACCAGAGAGACAAUCAGAAGCCAAACAAGAAGAGGGCCAUCCACAUCAGCACCAAUCCAUUUUGGGCAUGACUCAUGCACCACCACCAAUUCAUGAUGAGCUCUCUACUGGUGUAUUCUUGAACAAUAGGACCAUGAAACAGUGGGUGGAAAAGGAAUCGAACAAGGAUUCCUUCAUGAAAUAUGCACGAGGCCUCUCCAUCACAUGGGCUGAGAACAACUCUUACUGGCAAUGGUUGACCCAAAAGGAUGCACCCAGCGACGACGCCCCGGUGGAAAUGGCCGAGCUCCUCAAAGUGUGCUGGCUGGAUGUGCAUGGUAGGUUCGACGUGUCGAACUUGUCCCUGGGGACGACAUACGAGGUAGCCUUCGUGAUCUUGAUCAGAUCAUCGGGUGAUGGGUGGCAAAUUCCGGUGAACAUCCGGUUGACAUUGUCGGACGGGACCAAGCAAGAGCACAAGGAGAAUCUUAUGGAGAAGCCGAGGGGGGAUUGGAUAGAGAUCAAAGUAGGAGAACUGAGCACAACAAAGCAUAAGGAGGGAGAGAUGGAGGUGUCCAUGUUUGAGCACGGUGGGCAUUGGAAGAGUGGGCUUGUCGUCAAAGGAGUUCUCAUUAGACCCAAGAAGAGGACCGUGAAACACUGGGUGGAAAAAGAAUCGAAGAAGAAUUGCUUCAUGAUAUAUGCACGAGGCGUCUCCAUCACAUGGGCUGAGAACAACUCUUACUGGCAAUGGUUGACCCAGAAGGAUGCAGCCAGCGACGACGCCCUGGUGGAAAUGGCUGAGCUCUUCAACGUGUGCUGGCUGGAUGUGCAUGGUAGGUUCGAUGUGUCGAAGCUAUCCCUAGGGACAACAUACGAGGUAGCCUUCGUGAUCUUGAUGAGAUCAUCGGGCGAGGGGUGGCAAAUUCCGGUGAACAUCCGAUUGACAUUGCCGGACGGGACCAAACAAGAGCACACGGAGAAUCUUAUGGAGAAGCCGAGGGGGGAUUGGAUAGAGAUCAAAGCAGGAGAACUAAGCACAACAAAGCAUAAGGAGGGAGAGAUGGAGGUGUCCAUGUUUGAGCAUGGUGGGCAUUGGAAGGGGGGGCUUGUCGUCAAAGGAGUUCUAAUUAGACCCAAGGAUAGGACCAUGAAAGACUGGGUGGAAAAGGAAUCGAAGAAGAAUUGCUUCAUGAUAUAUGCACGAGGCGUCUCCAUCACAUGGGCUGAGAACAACUCUUACUGGCAAUGGUUGACCGAAAAGGAUGCACCUAGCGACGACGCCCCGGUGGAAAUGGCCGAGCUCCUCAACGUGUGCUGGCUGGAUGUGCAUGGUAGGUUCGACGUGUCGAAGCUAUCCUUGGGGACGACAUACGAGGUAGCCUUCGUGAUCUUGAUGAGAUCAUCGGGCGAUGGGUGGCAAAUUCCGGUGAACAUCCAAUUGACAUUGCCGGACGGGACCAAGCAAGAGCACACUGAGAAUCUUAUGGAGAAGCCGAGGGGGGAUUGGAUAGAGAUCAAAGCAGGAGAACUGAGCACAACAAAGCAUAAGGAGGGAGAGAUGGAGGUGUCCAUGUUUGAGCAUGGUGGGCAUUGGAAGAGCGGGCUUGUCGUCAAAGGAGUUCUCAUUAGACCCAAGAAUAGGACCGUGAAAGACUGGGUGGAAAAGGAAUCGAAGAAGAAUUGCUUCAUGAUAUAUGCACGAGGCCUCUCCAUCACAUGGGCUGAGAACAACUCUUACUGGCAAUGGUUGACCGAAAAGGAUGCACCUAGCGACGACGCCCCGGUGGAAAUGGCCGAGCUCCUCAACGUGUGCUGGCUGGAUGUGAAUGGUAGGUUCGACGUGUCGAAGCUGUCCCUGGGGACGACAUACGAGGUAGCCUUCGUGAUCUUGAUGAGAUUAUCGGGCGAUGGGUGGCAAAUUCCGGUGAACAUCCAAUUGACAUUGCCGGACGGGACCAAGCAAGAGCACAUGGAGAAUCUUAUGGAGAAGCCAAGGGGGGAUUGGAUAGAGAUCAAAGUAGGAGAACUGAGCACAACAAAGCAUAAGGAGGGAGAGAUGGAGGUGUCCAUGUUUGAGCAUGGUGGGCAUUGGAAGAGCGGGCUUGUCGUCAAAGGAGUUCUCAUUAGACCCAAGAAUAGGACCGUGAAAGACUGGGUGGAAAAGGAAUCGAAGAAGAAUUGUUUCAUGAUAUAUGCACGAGGCGUCUCCAUCACAUGGGCUGAGAACAACUCUUACUGGCAAUGGUUGACCGAAAAGGAUGCACCUAGCGACGACGCCCCGGUGGAAAUGGCCGAGCUCCUCAACGUGUGCUGGCUGGAUGUGCAUGGUAGGUUCGACGUGUCGAAGCUGUCCCUGGGGACGACAUACGAGGUAGCCUUCGUGAUCUUGAUGAGAUCAUCGGGCGAUGGGUGGCAAAUUCCGGUGAACAUCCAAUUGACAUUGCCGGACGGGACCAAGCAAGAGCACACUGAGAAUCUUAUGGAGAAGCCGAGGGGGGAUUGGAUAGAGAUCAAAGUAGGAGAACUGAGCACAACAAAGCAUAAGGAGGGAGAGAUGGAGGUGUCCAUGUUUGAGCAUGGUGGGCAUUGGAAGAGCGGGCUUGUCGUCAAAGGAGUUCUCAUUAGACCCAAGAAUAGGACCGUGAAACACUGGUUGGAAAAGGAAUCGAAGAAGAAUUGCUUCAUGAUAUAUGCACGAGGCGUCUCCAUCACAUGGGCUGAGAACAACUCUUACUGGCAAUGGUUGACCCAAAAGGAUGCACCCAGCGACGACGCCCCGGUGGAAAUGGCUGAGCUCCUCAACGUGUGUUGGCUGGAUGUGCAUGGUAGGUUCGACGUGUCGAAACUGUCCCUGGGGACGACAUACGAGGUAGCCUUCGUGAUCUUGAUGAGAUCAUCGGGCGAUGGGUGGCAAAUUCCGGUGAACAUCCGGUUGACCUUGCCGGACGGGACCAAGCAAGAGCACAAGGAGAAUCUUAUGGAGAAGCCGAGGGAUUGGAUAGAGAUCAAAGCAGGAGAACUGAGCACAUCAAAGCAUAAGGAGGGAGAGAUGGAGGUGUCCAUGUUUGAGCAUGGUGGGCAUUGGAAGAGAGGGCUUGUCAUCAAAGGAGUGCUCAUUAGACCCAAGAAUUAAUUAAAUUAAUCAAUCAACUUAUAAGAUUAUGUAGAAGUGCUUUUUCUGGUAUAUAUUUCUUAUUCAUUUCAUU
Molecule: messenger RNA, 3279 nt
Organism: Eucalyptus grandis
Lineage: Eukaryota; Viridiplantae; Streptophyta; Magnoliopsida; Myrtales; Myrtaceae
Source: RefSeq, a predicted model, not a curated record